Pseudomyrmex gracilis is the source of this 579-nucleotide messenger RNA. RefSeq lists its product as uncharacterized. The record is from RefSeq and is a predicted model, not a curated record. Gene Ontology annotation, biological process: DNA integration. The transcript has 4 exons. Lineage: Eukaryota; Metazoa; Arthropoda; Insecta; Hymenoptera; Formicidae. Bases 1 to 579 code for a protein of 192 amino acids. Gene Ontology annotation, molecular function: nucleic acid binding.
AUGUGGAAAACUGGUGUACAUCUUGCAAAAUUUGUAUUGAAAAAAAGGUCCUUCAGACAAGGGUGGGUAGAGGCUUUUCCUUUAAAGAAUAUUAGAGCGUCGACUGUGGCAGAGGUUUUUGUCAAUCAGGUAGUUUCUAAAUAUGGAGUGCCGUUGGAAUUACAUACGGAUCAAGGUAAGAAUUUUGAAUCUCGACUUUUUCAGGAAUUGUCGUGGUUGUUAGGAAUGAAGAAAACAAGGACUACUACUCUUCAUCCGCAGUCUGAUGGGCAAGUUGAAAGACAACAUCAGACGAUAAUGCAGUAUUUGUCUAAAUCUUCUAGGCAUGAAACUACAGAGGUUACACCUGCCGAAUUGAAUUUCGAGCGUGAUUUGCGUCUGCCGUUAGAUUUGUUACGGGGCUCUCCGCCAAAUUACUAUUCAAGUUCUUCGGAAAAUUAUAUUCAUGAGUUGAAGUCGAAACUAGAGGAGAUCCAUCAGGAUGUUAGAGAGCGUUUAGAAAUGAAAUCGAACAAGGCAAAGAUGCGAUACGAUUUGAAAGCUAGAAGCAAGGGGAAAGCUCCUAAGUUGAUAAAUUGA